UUUCUUUCCGCCCCCUACGCCUCUCCCAAUUCAUCCCCAACCAGAGCACAUCACCGAGCCCUAACCCUAGCUUCUGCGAUGUCGACCGCCGCCACCGCCCCGCCGCCUGCCGCGGCCCUCCCGGCAGCUCCCCCGCCGUCCUACCCCGCCACCUCCGCGCCCUCCGCUUCCGCCUCCGCCGCCGAGGACGACGACGACCUCUAUGGCCGCCUCAAGUCGCUCCAACGCCACAUGGAGUUCGUCGAGAUACAGGAGGAGUACGUCAAGGACGAGCAGAAGAACCUCAAGCGCGAGCUGCUGCGCGCGCAGGAGGAGGUCAAGCGGAUCCAGUCCGUGCCGCUCGUGAUCGGCCAGUUCAUGGAGAUGGUCGACGGCAACAACGGAAUCGUGGGAUCCACCACCGGGAGCAACUACUACGUGCGGAUCCUGAGCACCAUCAACCGCGAGCUGCUCAAGCCGUCGGCGUCCGUCGCGCUGCACCGCCACUCGAAUGCGCUCGUCGACGUGCUGCCGCCCGAGGCGGACUCCAGCAUCUCUCUGCUUGGGUCGUCGGAGAAGCCCAACGUCACUUAUACGGAUAUUGGAGGAUGCGACAUUCAAAAACAAGAAAUCCGGGAGGCUGUUGAAUUACCAUUGACACAUCAUGAGCUUUACAAACAGAUUGGUAUUGAUCCUCCAAGAGGUGUGCUUCUGUAUGGCCCACCUGGUACUGGCAAAACUAUGCUCGCCAAAGCUGUGGCACACCACACUACUGCUGCGUUUAUCAGAGUUGUUGGUUCAGAGUUUGUGCAGAAGUACCUGGGUGAGGGCCCUAGGAUGGUUCGAGACGUAUUCCGUUUGGCUAAGGAGAAUGCCCCAGCUAUCAUAUUCAUUGAUGAGGUUGAUGCUAUAGCGACUGCUCGUUUUGAUGCUCAGACUGGUGCUGACCGAGAAGUUCAACGUAUUCUUAUGGAACUACUCAAUCAGAUGGAUGGAUUUGACCAAACGGUGAAUGUGAAGGUUAUAAUGGCAACCAACCGGGCGGACACCCUAGAUCCUGCUUUGUUACGUCCAGGUAGAUUGGACAGGAAAAUCGAGUUCCCUCUUCCUGAUCGCCGGCAAAAGAGGCUUGUUUUCCAAGUUUGUACUGCUAAAAUGAACUUGAGUGAUGAGGUUGAUUUGGAAGAUUAUGUUUCCAGACCAGAUAAAAUUAGUGCCGCUGAUAUUGCUGCUAUCUGUCAGGAAGCUGGUAUGCAUGCCGUGCGUAAAAACCGGUAUGUUAUCCUUCCCAAGGACUUCGAGAAGGGUUACCGAACCAAUGUCAAGAAGCCUGAGACUGACUUUGACUUCUACAAAUGAGGCAACAUCAUUGUUAAACUGGAUGCUUGUUUUCCUCCUUAUUAACACUAAAGAUGAUUUCCUGGAUAGUUGCCUCAGCAAUAUUAAGUUCAUGUACCUAGAGGCUCAUCGGUUCCCCAAUCUGUUUUAUCAGGUCUGUAAUUUCAUUUUGUGCUUGUACUUGCUGAAAAAUAGAAAGGUUUGCACGUCAAUCCUUUUGAUGUCGUGAAACUGAACGUGUUUCCGUUAUAUGUUGGUUGCUAUGCCUUCUCGGUUGA
Messenger RNA from Oryza brachyantha (malo sina), 1595 nucleotides. Its product is annotated as 26S proteasome regulatory subunit 6B homolog. Lineage: Eukaryota; Viridiplantae; Streptophyta; Magnoliopsida; Poales; Poaceae. The coding region runs from base 79 to 1338 and encodes 419 amino acids. Gene Ontology annotation, cellular component: proteasome regulatory particle, base subcomplex. The transcript is spliced from 6 exons. Gene Ontology annotation, biological process: proteasome-mediated ubiquitin-dependent protein catabolic process. Gene Ontology annotation, molecular function: ATP hydrolysis activity; ATP binding; proteasome-activating activity. The record is from RefSeq and is a predicted model, not a curated record.